Molecule: messenger RNA, 324 nt
Organism: Cinara cedri
Lineage: Eukaryota; Metazoa; Arthropoda; Insecta; Hemiptera; Aphididae
Source: the annotation of a GenBank genome assembly
AUGUCGGAUCACCAGUUUGAACCUCCAUGGAGCGGUAAUAAUCUAUCACUCGAAGAUAUCCCGGAUUUUUCGGCAAUUGGUCAGGUCGUCUGUAGGUUAGAAUAUUUAUUACGGAAAAGAAAAAAACUUAGUUGCCCUAACGACGACGUAGACAAUAGAAUAUUGUUAGCGGUUCGACGUGCAAUGGACAGCAUUCAGCCUCUACUAGUUGGACACCAAGACUUGACGGAUGUCCAAAAGCGUUUGUUGAUCAGGAACAGCAGAUUAUCGAUAAAAGAAGCAAAUAGUGUUAUUGAAAAAACUUUGAAAAUACGAUCUAAAUAA